Neltuma alba is the source of this 1071-nucleotide messenger RNA. RefSeq names its product F-box/kelch-repeat protein At3g06240-like. The record is from RefSeq and is a predicted model, not a curated record. NCBI's taxonomy places the organism in Eukaryota, Viridiplantae, Streptophyta, Magnoliopsida, Fabales, Fabaceae. Gene Ontology annotation, molecular function: protein binding. The transcript has 2 exons. The coding region runs from base 1 to 1071 and encodes 356 amino acids.
AUGGUGAGUGAAUCAAAUUCAAAUCUGCCUCAGGAACUAUUAGAGGAUAUACUCUCAAGGCUUCCUUACAAAUCCUUAUCGCGAUUCAAGUGUGUCUGCAAGUUCUGGUACACUCUCUUCACCGAUCCCAUCUUCCGAGCCCUUCACCUCUCUCAUUUCAUCAAACACCACGCCUUCAAUGAUAGUGUGUUCCUCAGGCUCUCUUUCCCCACUACUUCCUAUGGCUUCUACAUGCAAAACUACAAACUCUUUUCCCUCUCUAACAACGAUUCUUCUAUUGAUGAUACCUUCUUGCCCAGAGUCAAACUUCUUUCCACGAAAUUCAGAAUUUCGGGUCACUCGACCAGGGAAUUCAAAUGCCUUCCUGAUUCAAACAUGCUGUCCAAAUCCUCGUUUGCUUUAGCUGUUGGAUUGGGAUAUAAUUCUAUAACCGAUGAUUACAAGGUUGUGAGGAUUUGGUCUGUGGAUACUGGUGUGUACACCACGAAUCGUAUGGAGGUGUAUUCUCUGAGCACUGAUUCAUGGACAAGAAUGUACAAUAGCAACACUAGGGAUUUUGAUUUUGCUGAUGAUUGUUUCGCCUUGUUCUUCAAAGGAACGUAUUACUGGUGGGGUUUCAGACGCGGAGACAAGUCGACAAUUAUCCUAGCACUCAGAACUGGGGACGAGAUUUUCCACAAAGUGUCUGCGCCAGAUAACGUGGAUAUCAGCAAACCUGAGGGUAGAUCUUUAGCUGAGUGGAAGGAAUCACUCUCUUUGAUUUGCUGUUCUGGUUUUGGCCUGAACAUGUCGAUUGACAUAUGGGUGAUGAAAGGAUCUGGUGCUCAGGAUUCAUGGACCAAGAUGCAGAGUGUGACAAGUCUUCUAUUAGAAGAACCUAAACCUUUGGUUUUCUGGAAGGGAGAUGAACUUCUUUUGGAAACGUGUGGUGGGGAGAUUAAGUCUUAUAACGUUGUUACUCAGAAGAUUAAGAAUUUGAAGAUAGAAGAUCGCCCGGUUCUGCACUCUGUUCAAGCCGUAAACUAUGCGGCCACUCUGGCUUCGAUCAAGGGGGGCACUUGCCUCACGUGA